GGAGUACAGUACGCUGCUGUAGUCAACGAAGCUAGUCAAAUCAGCUCUGUUAUAUUUAAUAUAAGUGUAUGAUGUUUUGAAAUUUAUCAACAAUUAUUUGUUUAAGAAUAUUAAUACGAUGUUUGUGUAUAAAAUUUCUGUAAUAUGUGCGUUAUUAACAGUUUCUGAGAUUUGUCUGGGUAGACAACAAAAUUAUAGAACAAACACAGAUUUUUUGGCACAUGAAAUUGGCUCAACAGACUCUAAGAGAGAUUAUGUAGCUCCUAAACGGCCAGAUACUCACAGCAAUACUCAAACAAACCAACAACAAUUUACUUCAGAACAUCAAUCUUCAACUUUGCGUGCUACAACUACAUCGUUUACUCAGUCUAAUCUUGGUAACAAACCGCAGCAGCCAUCAGGGAAACGAGACUACGUAGCUCCUCUUGUUACACAAAAACCGCAAUCAACUUUUUUACCUCAUCAUUCGAAUGCAGGAAAAGUACAAGAUUUAAUCAAUUUUUACGACAACAAAAAUAAUAAUAAUAAUAAUAACAAUAAUAAUCAGAAUGUUCAUAGCUACAGCGCCGUUCUUCAAGGCAAUAACAACCGUGGCGGCACAAUAUCAAAUUUAGCAACUACGAAACCACCCCUCAACCCAUCAGUUCAAAAUAAUCCAAGUAAUUCGACACCAAAACCUUUAAGUUUCAGUGCCGUGGUAGCAGGUCCUAAUAAACAACCCUCUCCAGCAGUUAUUCCUACUAGACCAUCAACAAAAUCACCUUCUAAUUCGCAAUCUCAAACAACACGACCAGCUCAAACAACACGACCAGGAACUCCAGUUCUUCCAAGUUCACUAUUAAAUCAAAAUAGAAAAAACAAUAAUAAUAAUAAUAAUAACAAUCAGAACAACGCGAACGGUCCAACUGAUGCUGAAUUACAAACACUUAGUGAAGAAUUAUUGAGAAAAGACACAAAUAACGCAGCGAAAUACGUAACUAUAAAUUACCAAGAAAAAACCACGUCGCAAUCUAAAGUCGAUAACGCUGCCCUACCACUUCUCACGGUAGCACCUGAAGUAUGGAAUAUUUCAACUAUUCAAAAGUUCACACCGUUACUAGAUAACUAUGUGAGAGAUACAUUAGUUAACGAAUACGUAACGGCAAUGGAGAGAACCGAAGAAAAUAAUUUCAUGGACGCCGUAAUGUCUACCUCAGUUAUUCGGCAUUUAAUGAAUUUCUUGGCGAAUAAAGGUUAUGUAACACCCGACCCAAGGCAACAAAAGGAAUAUUUGAAGCAAAUGUGGUUCGGUUUAUAUUCUAGAGGAAAAGGAAAACUAAGUAGUUCGGGAUUUGAACACGUAUUUGUCUCUGAACUAAGAAAUUCAGAAGUUUUAGGUUUGCAUAACUGGAUUUAUUUUGCCAAAGAGGAGUCAGCAAAUCGCGUCAAUUAUUUGGGUUACUUAAAGUACACACAACUAGGUGACAAAGGGGCAGUAUUGAAGCUACAUUUCAAUCAGGAAGGUGCUGAUAAGCCCGUGGAUACAAUGUUUAUUGGUACAUCACCGGAAUUAGAAAUAGCCCUUUACACUCUCUGUUUUGUUACUCGCGCUGGUAAUGACUGUAACCUCAAGCUAGAAACCAAAGAUGUUGACAUUGUAACUCACACUUUCAGAUAUCGUAGUAAGAAUUAUAUUGGAAGUGCGUAUCCGCAAAUUUAAACAUAAUUUCGUAACUUAGACAACUAUUACGUUUUUCUUGUGACUGCCACUUGGCAUGCCAAGUAUAUUAAAACUAUUAUCGUGAUAAAAACAUGUUUAGUAAAUCGAUGUACAACCAAAAAAAGAAGUAACUAUUGUAAAAACUUCUUCACUUCUUCAAACAUUCUUCUA
This is a messenger RNA of Hyposmocoma kahamanoa, 1870 nucleotides long. RefSeq names its product poly(U)-specific endoribonuclease homolog. The coding region runs from base 119 to 1699 and encodes 526 amino acids. The record is from RefSeq and is a predicted model, not a curated record. Gene Ontology annotation, molecular function: RNA endonuclease activity. The transcript is spliced from 7 exons. Lineage: Eukaryota; Metazoa; Arthropoda; Insecta; Lepidoptera; Cosmopterigidae.